AUGGCGUACAUUGAUGCCUGGCAGGCUCAAGCACUCGUCGAAGGACUGCUCAUGGGACCUGAAGACUCGCCUGUGAAGGUUCUAUGGGUUCUUCCUACAGAUCAACGUGGUAAUUUACCACCUGCAUUGCCGCCUUCUCUGGUUGUAAAGCCACCUAGCUCGUCGCUGUCGAACUUGGAAAUCCUGAGUCAUCCCGCUGUCAGACUGGUAGUUUCGCACUGUGGCAUGGUAUCGGCUCAAGAAGCACUUGUGAUGGGCAAGCCGUUGCUGUGUAUUCCCUUUUUGGUGGACCAACCGGACGUGGCGGCCCGUGUCGAGGAUUCCGGAGCGGGUAUUGCGCUGGACAAGAAUCUUCUCUCGGGCCCGUACGUACACGCCGCAGUCAGUGAGUUACUCACGAAUUCCUCGUAUACUAAUGCCGCAAGAAGAGUGGGCUCUUUACUGGAAAGAGCUGGUGGCACCACGCGAGCUAUUGACGUGAUCGAUGCUGCGCUACGAUUGGGAUUUGAUCAUUUGGCUACACUGAACCUGACAGCUCCAUGGCACAAGACCGCUCUACUUGACGUCUGGGCGGUCUACGCUGCUCUCAUCUGUCUACUGGCUGUUUUCGUACGCAUUCAGUGGCUUCUUCUCUACUUCUUGGUGUCCGAGAGCUUUAGUCUCCUCUCUAAUUUGAUCCUGGGGCCACCACUUCCUCCCUCGUCAAUGGCUGAAGGAUAUGACGAUGCAUACGAAGACGGUGAAGACGCUGAAGAAGAGAGUGACACGUCGCAGCCCGCAAGUUAG
Molecule: messenger RNA, 786 nt
Organism: Phytophthora infestans T30-4
Lineage: Eukaryota; Oomycota; Peronosporomycetes; Peronosporales; Peronosporaceae
Exons: 1
Coding region: 1-786 (261 amino acids)
Molecular function (GO): UDP-glycosyltransferase activity
Source: RefSeq, a predicted model, not a curated record